This is a messenger RNA of Entamoeba invadens IP1, 609 nucleotides long. Its product is annotated as ADP-ribose pyrophosphatase, putative. Gene Ontology annotation, molecular function: ADP-ribose diphosphatase activity. Lineage: Eukaryota; Evosea; Mastigamoebida; Endamoebidae. The coding region runs from base 1 to 609 and encodes 202 amino acids. Gene Ontology annotation, biological process: ribose phosphate metabolic process; nucleoside phosphate metabolic process. The transcript has a single exon. The record is from RefSeq and is a predicted model, not a curated record.
AUGUUAUUGAUGUCGCUCCCAAAAGACCACGUACUUGUCACUGGUUCGCAUUAUCGUCUUAUUGAGCGCACCGUCCCAUCACAUGGACAGUUACAAGAAAAGAAGUGUGAGAUGUUAAGUGGUGUCAAGCCACGAAAAGGGGUUGAAAUUGUUCCAAUUGUGUACUACCCCGUCACGCAACGUCAGUCACAAUUUGUAGUAAUUAAUCAAUUCCGUCCCCCCGUUGGGUACACGUGGCAAUUUCCAGCAGGACUUAUCGAUGACGGAGAAGAGCCUGAGCGAAGUGCAAUGCGUGAGUUAACGGAAGAGACUGGGUUUAUUGGCGAACGAGUGCUUCGCAUGACAAGUGUCAUCUAUCCGUUCCCCGAGUAUUCGGACACACAAAUUCGGAUGGCAACAAUAUUAAUCAACGGGGAUGAUCAGAUGAAUACAAAGCCUAUUCAAUACCUCGGGAUGUCUGAAAGUAUUUUUGUGCAUCUUGUUGAUACAACCCAAUUCAGCGAAUUUGUGUGGAAAAAAGUCGAAAAGAAUGAAAAUGUUGGUGGAAUGAUGUUUAGCUUGGCUUGUGGAAAUAUGUUUCUUGGAGAUCGCUUCUCAUUUCUAAACUAA